Molecule: messenger RNA, 3405 nt
Organism: Fraxinus pennsylvanica
Lineage: Eukaryota; Viridiplantae; Streptophyta; Magnoliopsida; Lamiales; Oleaceae
Source: the annotation of a GenBank genome assembly
AUGGGAACGACCGAAGCUCGAAGUCUUCUUCUUCAACCAGUCAGGAGAAUCAGGCUUCAGCAUUCGAUUUCGAACCUAGAACUUCUUCUCUUCACCGCUUCUGCGCUUCAGCCUUUAGGCUUCAGACUUCAGUUCGGUAGUUCAGCAGCUUCGGCUCAGUCAACAAUCAUCACUCAGCAGACAGCAGAUCAUUUUAUUUUCAAUGGUCACCUGGGUUUCAAAAUUUACUCUUGCUGGAUUGAAGCUCAAUUUGAUUUUCCUGUUUAUCAAGCAAAUAUGGAAACUGAUAGGAGAAGCAACACACCUUCAGAUGCUACCAGAGAAAGUGUAGAAAGAGUUCGACCUUCACAUGGGAGGACAAGUGGCCCCACAAGGCGUUCCACAAAGGGACAAUGGACUCUGGAAGAGGAUGAGAUACUGCGAAUUGCUGUUCAACGUUUGAAAGGGAAAAACUGGAAAAAGAUAGCGGAGUGUUUCAAGAAUCGAACCGAUGUACAAUGCUUACACAGAUGGCAGAAAGUUCUUAAUCCAGAACUUGUCAAAGGUCCAUGGUCGAAAGAGGAGGAUGAAAUAAUAAUUGAUUUGGUGAAAAAAUUUGGGCCGAAAAAGUGGUCUUCCAUUGCUCAGCAUCUUCCUGGACGUAUUGGAAAGCAGUGUCGGGAAAGGUGGCACAAUCAUCUUAAUCCUGGGAUAAACAAAGAAGCUUGGACACAAGAAGAGGAAUUGGCUUUGAUUCGUGCCCAUCAAAUAUAUGGAAACAAGUGGGCAGAGUUAACAAAAUUCUUGCCUGGAAGGUCCGACAAUGCAAUAAAAAAUCACUGGAACAGUUCUGUCAAAAAGAAAUUGGACAUGUUUUUGGCGUCAGGCUUACUUUCACAGUUCCAAGGUCCACCUCUUGUCAGCCAUCCUGAUCAAUCAACGGCAUCUUCUUCUUCGAAGGUGCAACAGAGUAGUGGAGAUGAUAGUGCUCUCAAAGAUGGAGUAGAAGGGGAGGAAGUUUCUGAAUGCAGUCAGGGUCCAGAUGGUGGUUUUUCUCAAUCUUCUAUUGACAUGGUCAACACAGUUGUACAGAAUAGAGGGGUGUGCAGAGUGACUGAAGAAUUGAGUCAUGAAAUAGAUCCAAGCUCCAGGCUAGCGCCAUGUUCUGAGGAUUAUCGACCAACUUUCCAAGAGACUACAUUUUCCAUGCCCGAAGUUCCUUGCGAACUGGGUGGCUCUACGAAAUUUCUUGAACAUGAUUUCUCUCUAGAUUGGGGGACUCUUACAGGAAGAGAUUGGCAGCUUAAUCCAAAUGAGUUACCGGAUAUAUCUUUGUCGGAUCUGGCUCAAGAAUCAUCAGGACUAUUCAUGCAAGCUUUAAUUGGCGACAAUAAUCAUGAAACAGUAACUUGUAUGGGCUCGAGUUCUUCUACCUCCAUGGGAAAUAUGGUUGUGAGUUAUGAUACACCUAAUCCAAUAGUUAAUUCAGAUUGCAGAAAGAUGUACCCCGAGCCUGGGCAUGAUGGAUGUUGUCCCUCUGAGAUUGUUAUUAAUCGUAUUAAUGGGCCUACAGAUUCAUUACAUUACCAGUCUUCAAAUUUUCAGAUCCCUGAAAAUGAAACUUUCGCUUUGCAAUCAUGCUGUUCUAUGAGGUCUGAUAUGAUGGGAACGUCAUCUAGUCUACCUUCCCCAGUUCCUCCCAACGAUGGUCCACUAGUUUUUCUUAUGGAUUCAAAUCAGUUCAAUGAUUCCUCACAAGGAAAUGCGGAGCGGGAAUCUGUUCCAAGUAUGCACAAUGGCUUUGUUUAUGCUAACGAGUCUGGCUGUUUUCCUUGUGAUGAUGGAUCUGAUGGCACGAGUGUGAAAGAGCAACAAGAAGAGGCGAAAGAUAUGCCAAAAUUAGUUCCUGUUAAUGAUUUUAGUUCAUCAAUAUCAGAUGACAUUCAAAGUGGUCCUUCCAUGGAUAAAGAUCCGGUUGUAACAGAUGAACACAGGGAUUCAGGAGUUCUUUUCUAUGAGCCUCCUCGUUUUCCAAGUUUAGAUAUUCCAUUCUUCUGCUGUGAUCUUAUACAAUCUGGUGCUGAUAUGCAGCAAGAGUACAGUCCACUUGGCAUCCGCCAGCUGAUGAAAUCUUCCAUGACUCCAUUCAAGUUGUGGGACUCACCAUCCAGGGAUAAUAGUCCAGAUGCUGUUCUGAAAAGUGCUGCCAAAACUUUUACAGGGACGCCAUCUAUACUGAAGAAAAGACACCGUGAUUUUGUGUCUCCUUUGUCAGAAAAGCGAAAUGAAAAGAAGCUUGAAAGUGAUUUGAAGCAGGAGUCAUUUUCCAACUCGACCAGUAACUUUUCUCGAUUGGGGGUUAUGUUUGAUGAGUGUGUAGACCAGAAAGGAUCAAUAAUGGUAUCAUCACCAGAAGACAAAAGGAACUGUAAAGCCUCUUGUGUAGACAGGGAAAAAUUGAAUCCUACCUUUGUAAAGGGGAAACAAGAUGCCAAUGGAAGCAUGUCUAUUUCAGAAAGUGGAAUGAUAGAGAAACCGUUCAACAGCAGCGAGGCUUUGACAAAGGUAAAAGAACCGAAUGCUAUUACAGAUGUCAAUAUUAAGGCUGGAGGCACUGAUGCAGCGGAAACCGUAAAAGAGCUAAAUGGAAUCCUUGUCGAGCAUGAUAUGAACGACUUGCUAUUCUUCUCUCCUGAUCGUUUUGGAAUUAGGAGUGACAGAGCAAUUGGUUUAAGUGCUAAGGCUCUUGGAAAUAAGUUUUCUAAAAGACUAGAUGCUGAUUCAAAACAUGUAGCUACUUUAUCUUCGCCAGAGAUUUCCUGUUUGUCAGUUUUUUGCUCUCCUCGGAUGUGUGCCAAAAAGGAUGGGACUAAAUUGGCACUAACUUCAUCUCUACAACCUUCAAAUUAUUUGGCGAGUAAGGAUGAAAGUUCUAGCAAAGGUGUACAUAUUGAUAACAAAAGCACAUUUGAAGGCACACCUUUCAAAAUAAAUAUUGAAUCUCCUUCUGCUUGGAAAUCCCCUUGGUUCGCUAAUUCUUUUUUACCAGGCCCCGGUGUAGAUACAGAUAUAACAAUUGAGGACAUUGGCUAUUUUAUGAGCCCGGGGGACCAAGGUUAUGAUGCCAUUGGGUUAAUGAAGCAGUUAGGUGAGCAGACUGCAUCUGCACUUGCAGAUGCCAAAGAAAUUUUGGGAGAUGAAACUCCUGAGACUAUAAUGAAGGGAAAGUGCUUUACAAACCGGGAAGCAGAUAAAGAGAACAUUGGCAGUCCAGCACACCGUUCUCUCUCGACUUCAAAUGUUCUGACGGAGAGGCGAAUACUUGAUUUUAGCGAAUGUGGGACACCCAAAAAGGAAACUGGAAACUUCUCAAGCAACAUUAGUUUUUCCAGCCCCUCUUCCUAUCUGUUGAAGAGUUGCAGGUAG